UUCGGGUUUAUUAAUGGGUUCAGUGAUUGGGUUCAAACUGCUUAUGCUACAGCUGCGCAUGCGUGAACAACACAGUUUGUUCACCCCGGUGCAUUAUGGGUCGCAAGAGCUGCAGAAGAUGUCUGGAUGGAGAUGAUGAUGAUGAUGAUAAUCAUCAUCAUCACUCAGUGACCCGAGCGGCGAGGGGCGGAGCCUCCGUCAGGAUGAACGGCAGCAGUAGCGUCUCUGCGGCUCAGAGGAUCAAGGCUGAAGCAGACGCGUGGAGCCAGGAGGACUGCCUGACGCUGCUGGAGCGGAUCCGCGGUCUGCUGCCCGACGGAGACGCCAUGAAGUACAAAACCACCGAGUCACACUUCGACUGGGACAAGGUCGGCUUCGGCCGCUUCACCGGGGACAUGUGCCGCCAGAAGUGGCAGAAGGUCUCCUGCGAGGUCCGGAAGUACCGGACCAUGACGGAGCUCAUUGUGGACGCUAUUGAGUUUGUCAAGAACCCGUACAAAGGCAAGAAGCUGAAGACCCACCCAGACUUCCCCAAGAAGCCGCUGACUCCCUACUUCCGCUUCUUCAUGGAGAAACGAGCCAAAUAUGCCAAGAUCCAUCCGGAGAUGAGCAACCUGGACCUCACCAAGAUCCUGUCCAAGAAGUACAAGGAGCUGCCAGAUAAAAAGAAGCAAAAGUACAUCACAGAGUUCCAGCGGGAGAAAGAGGAGUUUGAGAAGAACAUGGCCCGGUUCAGGGAGGAGCAUCCAGACCUGAUGGAGGAGCGGAAGAAGUCGGACCUGCCGGAGAAACCCAAGACACCCCAGCAGCUGUGGUACAACCACGAGAAGAAGGCCUACAUGAAGCUGCACCCAGAGGUGAGUCAGAAGGAGCUGAAGGAGGCGCUGAGGAGGCAGUGGUCACAACUGUCCGACAAGCGCAGGCUGAAGUGGAUCAGCAAGGCGCUGGAGCUGCAGAAGGACUACGAGGACAGCAUGAGGGCGUACCACGAGGCCCACCCAGACUCCAACUCAGAGGAACACGUCCGCUCUGUCCUCACCAAGGCCGAGAGACAGCUGAAGGACAAGUUUGAUGGACGGCCCACCAAGCCGCCACCGAACGGCUACUCCCUGUACUGCGCUGAGCUGAUGGUGAACAUGAAGAACGUGCCGAGCACCGAGCGCAUGGUGCUGUGCAGCAAGCAGUGGAAGAUGCUGACCCAGAAGGAGAAGGACAUGUUCCAGAAGCGCUGCGAGCAGAAAAAGAAGCAGUACGACGUGGACCUGCAGCGCUUCCUGGAGAGCCUUCCUGAGGAGGAGCGGGACCGAGUCCUGACGGAGGAGAAAAUGGGCGGAGCCAAGCUGAAUGCGGGCGUGGCUCCCAGCCCACUCAGAGCCAAGUCUCCAUCGGUCAAGGAGCGGAGCCGGGAGGGGGAGCCAGAGGCGUGGCCAGCAGCUGGAGGUGGAGCCACAGCGCCCAGAGAGCGGCGGGACGCCAGGAAGGCAGCGAAGCUGCCAGAGACGCCGAAAACGGCCGAGGAGACGUGGCAGCACAGCGUGACAGGAGAUUACCUGGCCAAGUACCGGAGCGACCGCAGGAAGGCCCAGGCGGCGAUGGAGGCGGCUUGGCGCUCCAUGGAGAAGAAGGAGAAAAUUCCCUGGAUCAAGAAAGCAGCAGAGGACCAGAAACGUUACGAGAGGGAGCUGUUGGAGAUGAGAGCGGCCCCUGUCGGCCAGAGGAAGCCCAAGUUUGAUGGGGAGCCGAAGAAGCCUCCAGUGAGCGGCUACCAGAUGUUCUCGCAGGAGCUGCUGACGAACGGAGAGCUGAACCACUUCAGCCUGAAGGAGCGCAUGGUGGAGAUCGGCAAGCGCUGGCAGAAGCUCAGCCAGGCGCAGAAGGACAAGUACAAGAAGCAGGUGGAGGAACAGCAGGUGGAGUACAAGGCCCACCUGGAGGCCUGGGUCAAGGCGCUGUCCCCGCAGGACCGAGCUGUCUACAAGGAGUUCUCCUCCUCGAAACGCCGCAGCAGCUCUUCCAAAGCCACCGUCAGCCCCGUGGCCAAGGUCCGUGUGACGGCAAAGGGGAAGGUGGGCGGAGCCAGGGCCGUGACCCCAGGGGUCGCCGUGGGGAAGAGGGCCAUGGCAUAUCGCGCCAAGCAGGACAUGUCCGACUCCGAUGAGGAGGAGGAGAAGAGCGGUUCCUCAGACUCUGAUGAAGACGAUGAGACAUCAGGAAGUUCAGACAGCGAGGAUGAAGAUGAGAACGAUGAUGAUGAAGAGGAGGAUGACGACCAAUCUUCCUCGGAGGAAUCCAGCGAGUUGGACUCAGAUUAGCCCUGCCCACUCAUUGAAGAGGACAGGCUGUGCAGGCCACGCCUCCUCCUCUGCCAGUCAUCCAGGCAGACCAAUGAGAGGCAGUGCUGUCGGAAGUGGGCGGAGCCUGUUACAAGUGUAUCAGUUUAUAUUUACUUGGUUUUUAUCUGAUGGACAUUUCAGGAUGACAGCUUCCUGUUUGUUCUUUUGGGAGGGCGGGGUUUGUACAUGACGACAUGCAGGGGGCGGAGUCAGUGUUGGACCUCCAAUCAGCCGGAGGCCGAGAGAAUCUCAAUAAAUGCACUUUUUCCAAA
Molecule: messenger RNA, 2605 nt
Organism: Poecilia latipinna (sailfin molly)
Lineage: Eukaryota; Metazoa; Chordata; Actinopteri; Cyprinodontiformes; Poeciliidae
Gene: ubtfl
Product: upstream binding transcription factor, like
Exons: 20
Coding region: 96-2312 (738 amino acids)
Source: RefSeq, a predicted model, not a curated record